Molecule: messenger RNA, 705 nt
Organism: Helobdella robusta
Lineage: Eukaryota; Metazoa; Annelida; Clitellata; Rhynchobdellida; Glossiphoniidae
Exons: 3
Coding region: 1-705 (234 amino acids)
Source: RefSeq, a predicted model, not a curated record
AUGUCUCAGGUUGCACCAUCAAGCUCAAUAGCCGUCAAAUCACAACAAACUUCACAAAAAUUUCCAUCAUCUGCACAAAAAUUGCAAACAUAUCCCACGUCAUCGGCUGAUAAUUUAAACAACCAAUCAAAACUCAAGAAAAAGGGCGGCAAAAAAACGGAAGAUAGAUUGAAAAAAGCUGUCGGUAGGGUGUUGAUAGCCUUGACAUUUAAGAGGAAGCCGACAGCGGUCCAUGCAGCUGAAGCUGAUGACUCCAAAAGUGGCGUCCUCAAUAAAUCCUUCACAAAAACUCAAUCGAUCGAUCAGAGUGGGACUGGAGGAUAUGAUGACGUAAGAGUAAGUAAACCGGAUGAUGAGGAUCAUGGUGAUGAGGAAGAUGAUAUCAUUUCAGAGGACGAGGACUUGACGCAGUUUAACAGUUGGAAUAAAAAUGCCAAUUUAAGCACUAGACAAGCUCAUUAUUUUCAAUCGAGAGAGUAUAGCGAAGGAAAUGAAACGCUGGAAGGAGGUGACGCGUUUGUUUGUGAAUCAAGGAAGAAGCAAGCUGCUACUUCAAGAGAUGGAUUGGUGGAUGGUUUGGUGUGGUGGAUGUGUGGUAGAAGUAUCUGUACGUGUAUAAAAUUAGUUGUGGCCAGUUGUGGCAGGCGUGAUCAGGUUUUGGGGAAAAUCCAAAAAAUGCCCGUUGCCAUUAUUCCAUUUAAAUAG